Messenger RNA from Schizophyllum commune H4-8, 243 nucleotides. RefSeq lists its product as uncharacterized. NCBI's taxonomy places the organism in Eukaryota, Fungi, Basidiomycota, Agaricomycetes, Agaricales, Schizophyllaceae. The transcript has a single exon. The annotation marks the transcript as partial. The record is from RefSeq and is a predicted model, not a curated record.
AUGGUCCGUCAUGGUCAGCUUGGGGAGGUUGACACGCUCACCGCUCACCCGGCGAAAGCUACCAUCCGCACGAAGGAGGGGCAGGCGCCUAUAGCAGAACCGAUGAGGAGCGCUUCACCGGCAAAGAAGGAGGUGAUCGACAAGCAAAUAGACGUGUGGUUUGAACAGGGCGUUAUUGAGCCCUCGAUUAGCCCGUGGAGCGCCCCAGUGGUGAUUGCCUAUCGCAAUGGGAAGGCCAGAUUU